AUGCAGGACGUGUGUCCACUGGAAAGGAAUUCUUUCCCCCCGGAUGACAGUAUAGGGAGGACAAAGGAGAUAGUAAAACACCUGAAAAAAUGCCCCCUAUUUUUAAAGGCGCUCUAUCUGCACUACAACCCAUUUUGCUUUCCCAACAUAAAUGACACGAGUAGCUACUUAAUAAACAAUGGGGACGUCGAAGCAGAGUUGAACAGAUACCAUGUCGCAUUCAACGAAACAAUCCUCCACAUUUUAAAAAAAAAAAUAAUUAUCACUAGCUUUGAGCAGUUCCGCACCCUUAAGUAUAAAAUAAUUUUCGAACAAUUUUUAAAUCACGGAGUAGAGGAGUUGCUGUCUAAGUUGAGGGACGAUGAUUUUGUGAGAGCGCUGCAGGGAGAGAUGGAGGGGAAGCUACCACCACCUGGUGUAGCAGCGAAGGAGGGGGGAAAUGAUGAACAGACAACGGGGCAACCGAUGACCGAACCCCCAGCCGAAGACCCCCAUUUAAGCACUGCUAACCAAUUCCUGGAUGGCUACAUCGUUGCAGUGAAGAAGUUGAUAUACCAUUUGAGGGAAACUCCUCACCAGAAGAACGGAAUAGAUUCGUUUGUAAAGGAUCACCUGGGGAGGUUAUCCUCCCUUGGCAAAUCAACAGAGGCAGAAAAAGGAAACACUUUCCGCGCCGAUAGAGUGGACACAAAUGGGAGGGGAAGCAACCCCAGGGAGAAACACCCACUUCCCAUUCUCACCCUCCAAAGCAUUGGGAACAUCCACAAGUAUCGCCUUUGUUGGGACCUCCUACAAUUUAUAGACAAGGAGGUAUUCCCCGUGAGGAGAGAAGAAAAUGAAGAGGAAAACAUCGAGAAGGCAGAUACCAUCACAGACGAACAGUUGAUUGAGAAGGAAAACCUCGACAGGGACGAAAUUAUGAGCAUCAUCAUUUAUACAGUCAUAUACCUAUGCUGCAAAAUGAGCAUUAUCAAAAGAUUAAAAAACAAAAAUUUUCAUAAUAAAAAUUACCUGAACAGUUCAGGUGAAAAAUCAAUAUAUUUUUUUUUGGAAAAUUUAGACAAACAUGACUUACAAAAUGUGAACAUGAUGUUUUUGCUUCUCCAUUUUAACAACAAUUUGUUUGGGAUCUUCGAACGUAUGUUUAAUGAGGGAGGAUGGAAUAGAAGGGAAGGCACCUCCCUGAGGGAUUAUCUGUUUAUUGAGUUGGGCGCCGGGAAAGCCAACACGACAAGAUGGGUCAAAUUUAUUAUGGAUGACUUGGUGGAUAUUUUGGAGAGGUUCUUUUCGCGUGGACAUCAGCGGGGGGAAGGAGGCGUCGCGGAAAGUGCAGCCCUGUCCAGAAUAAAAGUAGACAGCCAGGCGGAGGAGGGAACAACCAAACUGAUAGAACAGUCACCUGAACCACGAGAGAGAUGCAAACUUCUGAUCAUCGAGAGGGAAUCCCUGAGGAACAAAAAGGAAAAAAAAAACUUCCUUAUGCAAAUGGCCCAAGAGAAGAACCAACAUCUACUCAGAGUAAAGGCAGACAUCUCAGACUUCCAUUUGUCAAAAUUUAUUUAUUUUUCAGAAAAUGGUUUAAAAGGGGAAGGAAGUUCCUCUGCGUUCGUUCCUGAUAUUAUUCAGUUUUACUACUACAAGGGGGUAUACAGUUGGAGGGGGGGCCUUCCCAUGACGGAUCACCUGGGGGAUCACCUGCGUGAUAACCUGCGGGAUGACGAACGGCCUAACCAUGGAGGUACCCCCAUAACAGAAGCGUUCCUGCGAAACAACCUAUUGCAGCUGGGCACCUACUUCGAUGUGCACGUAAAGAAGCUCCUCUCCUUUUUGACCCAGGGAAAUAACAACCUCUUGAAAGUUUACGAUGAUAUGAACAACUUCCUCAGAAACUUCGACUGCAAGAAGGUGACCUUUCUAACGAAGCACUUGUGUGGUAAUGGCACCGACUUAGCGCUUAGAAUGCUCGUGAACAACACCAAGAACAGGGACAAAGAAAAUUACUUCAUCCUCGCCCCGUGUUGUCACCAUAGAUGUGAUGUGCACAAAAUUUUGGGCUUUAAGGUUUUGAAGAAGUUGGGUAUCAACGAGGGGCACCUGCAACAUGUUGUGAAGCACAUGUCCGGCUACGCCUCCUGUGAUAACCAGGAGAAGAAGACCAUCGGGAAGAAAGUUAAGCUUCUGGUGGACCUCGCCAGGAUCCUGCACCUACUGGAUGAAGGACUACAACACGUCUACCUCAUCAAAUAUGUGAACCGAAGUGUAACGAUAGAGAACCACGUCAUCGUCUUUUUUAACCAUCACAAGUUGGACUUGCGCAAUUUCAGGCACUUCUAA
Molecule: messenger RNA, 2334 nt
Organism: Plasmodium coatneyi
Lineage: Eukaryota; Apicomplexa; Aconoidasida; Haemosporida; Plasmodiidae
Exons: 6
Coding region: 1-2334 (777 amino acids)
Biological process (GO): tRNA methylation
Source: RefSeq, a predicted model, not a curated record